CUCUUCCUUCCAUCAGAUUCAAAAUCAACCAAAAAAAAAAUCUUCACUUUCACGUUAUUUGCAUAUUCUUCUGUUGUAUUAGGUUUUAAAUAUGAAGGGAGACAGAGAAGAAUCUGAGUCCGCCAUAGAUAUGGCCAAUUGCUUGAUGCUGAUCUCUAAAGUUGGCCAAACUGAUGAACCCUCUGGUCGUUUAUUCGCAUGCAAGACGUGUAACCGGAGAUUCACAUCGUUUCAAGCAUUGGGUGGCCACCGUGCAAGCCAUAAGAAACCAAAACUCAUCGGAGAUUAUUUGCUCAAGCUACCCAGUUCGCCGCCGAAACCCAAAACCCACGAGUGCUCUAUCUGCGGCCUUGAGUUCCCUAUUGGACAAGCUCUCGGAGGUCACAUGAGAAGACACAGAGGAAAUGUUAAGAAUAUGAGUGAUAGGUUAGUGACUCGGCCUCUGUUGCCGGUGCCGGUUACGAUGAAGAAAUCGACAAGUAAGAGAGUAUUGUGCUUGGAUUUGAACUUGACGCCGGUGGAGAAUGACUUGAUGUUGCAGUUGGGGAAGAUGGUGAAGUCUCCUGUUUUGAAUUGUUAUGUUUAAUUAAUUACAACUUUGGACGUAGAAUUUUUUCUAUCUUUCAAUUUGAGAGUUAGAUUUUUGUGUACAGAUCGAUUCAUUCAUUUUUCUACAACGAGUCCUAGAAUUUUUUACAAUUGAUUUGAAUUUGAAAGUAAAUAUUUUAUGGCAAGACGGCU
Manihot esculenta (cassava) is the source of this 741-nucleotide messenger RNA. Its product is annotated as zinc finger protein ZAT12. Gene Ontology annotation, biological process: response to stress; response to chitin. The record is from RefSeq and is a predicted model, not a curated record. The coding region runs from base 92 to 586 and encodes 164 amino acids. Lineage: Eukaryota; Viridiplantae; Streptophyta; Magnoliopsida; Malpighiales; Euphorbiaceae. The transcript has a single exon.